UCUAGAUUUUUAAACAUGGUACUUGGAUUAAAUACCUGUCCAAACUCUUAGCCGUCCUCUUCACUUCGGAACAACAACUAAGUUAAAACCGAUCUCUGAAGAACGACUUUACAAGUUUUCACUCUUAGCACCACUGCCGAUUUGAGUGUGAGCAUUCAGUUGAUACACUUGGGGAGAGCUGGAUACCACUGACUCUAACUGGACUCUCUCGUUCUAAAAUCAGCGGAGUUUUGUGCGUGGAAGACGUCUUGUUACCUGUCCCAUUCAGAGGAGCGCAGUUCUGUUCUCCCCAGCAGCGUGCCCAGGGCUAUCUGAAUCCAGCGCAAGAGCUCAGCAUCCAAGCACCCAACGGCCUGAACAUGAGAGUCCUGUUGGUCUGCGCGACUGUGCUCAUAACUCUGGCAGUGGUGUCAGAGGCGAGACCAAAAGCAGCUUCAAAAGAGAAAUGCAAGGCAGGGCCAGUGGAUCUGGUCUUCAUCAUUGACGGCUCGCGGAGUGUGCGUCCCCAUGAGUUCGAGUCCAUGCGCAAGUUCAUGAUUGACAUCAUCCACGAGAUGGACAUCGGGGCCACCGCCACACGCGUGGGUGUGGUGCAGUACUCCAGUCAGGUGCAGAACGUAUUCUCUCUGAAGACCCACACCCGCCUUAAGGACAUGGUGAGGGGCAUCAACGAGAUCAUCCCGCUGGCACAGGGCACCAUGACCGGCCUGGGCAUCCGCUACGCCAUGAACGUGGCCUUCUCCACCGAGGAGGGCGCCCGGGCCAAUGUGCCCCAUGUGGCAGUGAUUGUGACCGACGGGCGCCCUCAGGAUCGCGUGGCGGAGGUUGCCGCGGCCGCCCGCGAGUCUGGCAUUGAGAUUUUCACCGUGGGCGUGGGAAGGGCAGACAUGACCUCCCUGCGUGCCAUGGCUUCUCCACCAUUUGAGGACCACGUCUUCCUGGUUGAGAGCUUCGAUCUUAUUCAUCAGUUUGGCCUGCAGUUCCAAGACAAACUUUGUGGAAUCGACCUGUGUGUGGACUCUGACCAUGGCUGUGAGCACAUCUGUGAAAGUUCACCAGGCUCCUACCAAUGCCUGUGUAUGCCCGGUUACACACUGAACGAGGAUGGCAAGACCUGUGCACCAAUUGACCUUUGUGCUGAGGGCAAACAUAACUGCGAGCAAAUCUGCAACCCCACGCCUGGUGAAUUCACAUGUGCCUGCAACCCUGGAUACACCUUAAACAAGGACAAGAAGACGUGUACAAUGAUUGACCUUUGUGCUGAGGGCAAACAUGACUGCGGGCAAAUCUGCAACCCCACGCCUGGUGAAUUCACAUGUGCCUGCAACUCUGGAUACACCCUAAAUGAGGACGAGAAGACUUGCACAAUGAUUGACCUUUGUGCUGAGGGCAAACAUGACUGUGAACAAAUCUGCAACCCCACGCCUGGUGAAUUCACAUGUUCCUGCAACUCUGGAUACACCCUAAAUGAGGACGAGAAGACUUGCACAAUGAUUGACCUUUGUGCUGAGGGCAAACAUGAUUGUGAACAAAUCUGCAACCCCACGCCUGGUGAAUUCACAUGUGCCUGCAACUCUGGAUACACCCUAAAUAAGGACGAGAAGACUUGCACAAUGAUUGACCUUUGUGCUGAGGGCAAACAUGACUGUGAACAAAUCUGCAACCCCACGCCUGGUGAAUUCACAUGUUCCUGCAACUCUGGAUACACCCUAAAUGAGGACGAGAAGACUUGCACAAUGAUUGACCUUUGUGCUGAGGGCAAACAUGACUGUGAGCAAAUCUGCAACCCCACGCCUGGUGAAUUCACAUGUGCCUGCAACUCUGGAUACACCCUAAAUGAGGACGAGAAGACUUGCACAAUGAUUGACCUUUGUGCUGAGGGCAAACAUGACUGUGAACAAAUCUGCAACCCCACGCCUGGUGAAUUCACAUGUUCCUGCAACUCUGGAUACACCCUAAAUGAGGACGAGAAGACUUGCACAAUGAUUGACCUUUGUGCUGAGGGCAAACAUGACUGCGGGCAAAUCUGCAACCCCACGCCUGGUGAAUUCACAUGUGCCUGCAACUCUGGAUACACCCUAAAUGAGGACGAGAAGACUUGCACAAUGAUUGACCUUUGUGCUGAGGGCAAACAUGACUGUGAGCAAAUCUGCAACCCCACGCCUGGUGAAUUCACAUGUGCCUGCAACUCUGGAUACACCCUAAAUGAGGACGAGAAGACUUGCACAAUGAUUGACCUUUGUGCUGAGGGCAAACAUGACUGCGGGCAAAUCUGCAACCCCACGCCUGGUGAAUUCACAUGUGCCUGCAACUCUGGAUACACCCUAAAUGAGGACGAGAAGACUUGCACAAUGAUUGACCUUUGUGCUGAGGGCAAACAUGACUGCGAGCAAAUCUGCAACCCCACGCCUGGUGAAUUCACAUGUGCCUGCAACUCUGGAUACACCCUAAAUAAGGACGAGAAGACUUGCACAAUGAUUGACCUUUGUGCGGAGGGCAAACAUGACUGCGAGCAAAUCUGCAACCCCACGCCUGGUGAAUUCACAUGUGCCUGCAACUCUGGAUACACCCUAAAUGAGGACGAGAAGACUUGCACAAUGAUCAACUAUUGCUCAUUUGGAAAUCACAGUUGCCAGCAUGAGUGUCUCAGUGUGCUCAAUGGCUAUUUCUGCCGCUGCAAUGAAGGAUAUACCCUGCAGGAGGAUGGCAAGACCUGCCUGCCUGACAACCUGUGUAACUCAGUGGAGCAUGGCUGUGAGCACCAAUGUGUCAGCACGCCAGGAUCCUACCACUGCGUCUGCCCUGAGGGUCAGCUUCUGCAGGAGGAUGGCAAGACCUGUGGAACCUGCAGGUCGGCCAAUAUUGACUUGGUGCUCCUGAUCGAUGGGUCUAAGAGUGUGCGACCACAGAACUUCGAGCUGGUGAAGAAGUUUGUCAACCAGGUGGUGGACUCCCUGGACGUGUCGGUGCAUGGCACGCGCAUCGGCCUGGUGCAGUACUCCAGCCGCGUGCGCACAGAGUUCCCCCUGAAUAUGUACCAGACGGCGGACGAGAUCAAGAGCGCUGUCAUGAACGUGCAGUACAUGGAGAAGGGCACCAUGACUGGCCUGGCCCUCAAGCACAUGGUGGAGAACAGCUUCUCGGAGGCAGAGGGAGCACGCGACCUCAAGAGGAACGUCCCUCGCAUUGGCCUGGUCUUCACUGAUGGACGCUCUCAGGAUGACAUCACAGAGUGGGCUAAGAAAGCCCAGGAAGCUGGUAUUACCAUGUAUGCUGUGGGUGUUGGGAAAGCUGUAGAGGAUGAGCUCCGUGAGAUCGCCUCAGACCCAGUAGAGAAGCACUUCUUCUACUCUUCUGACUUCACUGCCAUCAAUCAGAUUGCAGAGAAUCUUAAACUCAAUGUCUGUGCAGAGGAGAGCCAAGGAGAGAUUGAAGUUAAGGACCCAUGUGCUUGUGAAAGCCUUGUUGAGUUCCAGCAGGCCACCAUGGCAGCCCUGGACCAGCUAAACCAGAAACUGUCUACGAUGAAUGCCCGAUUGGAAGACCUGGAGAACCAGCUUCUGACCAAGAAAUAAGAAGCUCUUGACCACCCCCAGACAAUCAGGAAAAUAUAAAGAAGGAGCUGGAGUUCCACAAUUAUCACAGAUAUACCCACAGCACUAAGGAGUCAAACUGAAUGACAGAUGAAAUCAGGUUGAUCCCAACAUUAGUUCUGACUCCUGUGUUCAGCACCAAGCUCUUUUUCUGUGAUAUCGCUGUCACUUUCUUCUUUGUAUGUUCCUUGCAGCCGUUCAGGAAGUGGGAUGUGAUGGCCUGUGAAGGGAACUUCACAGUGAGAAGUGAAAAAUGCUCUUAUGGUCUAGUCUCCCAAAAUAUCCCAGACACCAGUGCAUGUUUCAUGCAUACUUAAUAGGACACAAAGAUGGGAGGCACAUUCAAAGCAGAAGUUGCCAUGGGCUUUCAACAUAAUUUUUUAAUCCCCAGAACAUUUAUGCCCAUAUUUCAUGGCAUUUAUUUCAUCUAUUUAUACUUGAUCAAAUACAGUUUAUGUUAAAAAAAAUGGUUUAUUUAUGUGAAAUUGUUCAUUUUGUGAGGAGACAAAGAAGUGUUUGUAUUGUACCACUCCACAAUGUUUCCUCAAUCAUUUAAAUUCAAGUGUUUCAUUAUCAUCAACCUCACAUCAAUGAGAUAACAAACACUGAAUAGCCUGAUCGUCAAAUCAGUACUGUAUCAAUCUGUAAACAAACAUACUUUUAUUGUUUCUUAUAAAAACAAUAACAUUUUAGGGUCUUAAAGCAAUGAGAAUGCUUAUGCUACAAGGGGCAGCAUAAGUAACACACAUACAAAUCCUAAACAAAAUAUGUGAUGGAAAGUCAAACAGAUUCCCCUUAUAGACAUGAAACUGUAGAAGUCAUUGUAUCCUCCUGAGCCCUUGGAAAUGGAGGAAUUAGUAAAAAAAACAAAAUAAACCACCUUAACCGUGAGGAUUGCUAGAAUAGAAUGUAAAAUAUAGUGUGAAAUAAGUGACUGUUGAGAGUGUGAGGAGAGAAAGAUGAAGACCACCAUUGUGGGUUAGUAGCAUGCCCAGGUGCCCCAACAGACCACUUUCUUUUAUUAAAUAAAGAACACUUUGUAAAAUGAGAUAACUGGCCUGCCUACAUUUUUUGAGGCAUUGCCACAGUUAUGAACAAAGAAGCAUUAUUUUCUUCUUGUUCUCGUUAUCCUUGUAUGAAAUGGCCACAGUAUGAAGCAUAAAAAUUAAUUAUUCCUGUUACUUGUACUUUUGUAUAUUUUCUAAUAACCAUUUUUGUAAGCUUGAGGAUUCUCUAUAUUCUUACAAAAGAUGAAAUAAAAAAUAAACUUUUAAUUAUAA
Messenger RNA from Clupea harengus (Atlantic herring), 4873 nucleotides. RefSeq names its product matrilin 4 (gene matn4). The record is from RefSeq and is a predicted model, not a curated record. Gene Ontology annotation, molecular function: calcium ion binding. NCBI's taxonomy places the organism in Eukaryota, Metazoa, Chordata, Actinopteri, Clupeiformes, Clupeidae.